Leptomonas pyrrhocoris is the source of this 1536-nucleotide messenger RNA. RefSeq lists its product as hypothetical. NCBI's taxonomy places the organism in Eukaryota, Euglenozoa, Kinetoplastea, Trypanosomatida, Trypanosomatidae. The coding region runs from base 220 to 1536 and encodes 438 amino acids. The transcript has a single exon. The record is from RefSeq and is a predicted model, not a curated record.
AGCUCCCGCCAGCGGUGACCAAACGAUCUAGCGCAGACAACAGGCUUGCCGGCUGCAUCACGAAGCGCAGUCAGCGACACCAAACGGUUUGAAGACACGCUGACAGUAAACCUACGGUGGCAGAGGCCUCCGCGGGCACGCCGUCAGCCGGUCUCACCGCAUAGACAACAUAACCAUAGUGAAGGGCCCUUCGCAUUGCCACAGGAACCAGCCGCAGCCAUGACGUCGCUCCCCGUGCUGCACCUGAAGGCGACGAGCCCGCAGAACGCGGUCAUCACGGACGACCCCUACGAAACGACGGCGACGCUGUACACGUUCCUGCGCUCCGUCCCCAGCGUCGCGGAGAAGGAGGUGGCGUUUCAGACCUUCAUGGAGGCGCUGCACGCCGCCCCGUCGUCGGGGCGCAGCGCACUGAUGCGGAAACCAAACCAUCGAACGGUGCAGCUGCUAGAGACCGUCGCCGUGGACAGUGUGUUUCGCCACAGCCCGCAGACCAUUCCGGCGCUGGCCCGCCACUCUGAUCGGUGGGUGCGCCGGCUCGGGUACGGCGAUGGCGGGGCUCGGCGCUCCCCACCCUCUCCAGAGCAGCUGCCCGGCCCAAUGGGCGCCGCCUCUGCGAGCGGAUCGGGCCAGCCUUCCCCCCCGCGGCCACCACCGCCGUCGAUGCCGCAGGUCGUGCGGGCCGCCGAGAUGCACCAGUUUGAUGACCCUUACGCCGCCUACGAAGCUCAACACGGACAGCGCGCCGAGGGGGCAAACGGCGAAGUGGGAGCUGAAGGACGCCACGACGUGCGCAGCGGCGCGGGUCAGGGAGACGGCGUGGCGGAGGGGCAUCUGCAGUACAGCGGCAGCACGCAGGCACCGGACAGUCCGACGGGUGAGCACGCGGUGCAGCCGCAUCGGUCUCACCUGUUCGCGGAGGUGUCCGCGCUGACCGCUUCUGAGAGCGACGCGCACGAGCACGACGGCCGCAGCGGAAGCGACGACCGAGCCGGUCCCCACGGUGGAUCUGCUGACGGCAUCCACCCCGUUCUGGAGCUGAUCGCACGGCAGGUGGAGCAAGCCGUGACCCCUCUUCCUGAGGCAGGUCUGUCGUCCCCCUCCACCACCACCACGGCCCUCGACGAACUCGUCAAGAGCAAGAUCCUUCGCCUCACAUCGCGGUUGGACGACGCCGCGGAGGAGGUGAGUGCGGCCAUGCAUGAGAGGGAGGCCGCGGAACAGGUGUGGUCGCCCUACUACAGCCGACUCAAGACGAGCAUGUCCUUCGUGGAGGGGCUGCAGCAGCGGCUCGGCAGCGCCAUCUCCCUCUAUCAGCUGCAGCGCUACGAGCGGGAGACGCUGCAGCAGGCAUGUGUGGCGGUGCAGAUGGAGGCGCUGGGCCUGAGACUGGUGCUGCGCGACGUCCGUGCUCGGUUGGCGGAUGCGGAGGAGACGGCUGACCCCUCGGUGCGACAUUGCAUAGAGGACGACGCGCUGAUAGAGCGGCUGCGUGGAGUGCUCAGCCCACAAGCGGGCGCCACGGCGGCCGAGUAA